UCUUCUCUCUCUCUCUCUUCCACAACCAAAAAAAUAAACCAAACUUUUGCUCCGUACUAAAGUUAGAAAAAAUGGCGGCUAAAGUCAUUACAUUAAUGGCGGUUAUGUUGGCUACUGCCUUCACGGUGCACGCCAGAAUCCCCGGAGUUUACACCGGUGGUCCCUGGGUCAACGCUCACGCCACCUUCUACGGUGGUGCUGAUGCUUCUGGCACUAUGGGUGGUGCGUGUGGGUACGGGAACUUGUAUAGCCAAGGCUACGGCGUUAACACGGCGGCUUUAAGUACUGCCUUAUUCAACAAUGGCUUAAGCUGUGGCUCUUGCUUUGAGCUCAAGUGUAUCAAUGAUCCAGGAUGGUGUCUUCCCGGUAACCCAUCAAUCCUUAUCACCGCCACUAAUUUCUGCCCUCCAAACUUUGCCCAAGCUAGCGACAAUGGUGGUUGGUGCAACCCUCCUCGUGAGCACUUUGAUCUCGCCAUGCCUAUGUUUCUAUCCAUCGCUAAGUACAAAGCCGGUAUUGUCCCCGUCUCUUACCGCAGGAUCCCAUGUAGGAAGAAGGGAGGUAUAAGAUUCACAAUCAACGGAUUCAAGUUCUUCAACUUGGUGCUUGUCACCAACGUAGCCGGAGCAGGAGACGUCAGGAAGGUGAGUGUCAAAGGAACCAACACUCAGUGGUUAGAUCUAAGCCGGAACUGGGGACAGAACUGGCAGUCCAACGCUGUUCUUGUCGGCCAGUCUCUUUCUUUCCGAGUCAAAACCUCCGAUGGCCGAAGCUCCACCUCCAACAACAUUGCUCCGAGUAAUUGGCAAUUUGGUCAGACUUACUCCGGCAAGAAUUUCCGCGUCUGAUUUCUCGAAAAAUAAAAAGAAUCGCAUGGCGGAAGAUAUAUUGAAGCUUCUUUUUUUUCUUUUCUUUUUUCAUCAAAUAUAUAUAUUUACGUGUCUUUGAUUUAGCUUACAAUUUGGAAUUGGGGUUUUACCAUUUUUCCCUUAUUUUCUCAGGGAAAGUAUUGGGAUUGCUUGGUUUGAAAGUUAGGGCUUUAUUUUAAAGAUUAGGGUUGUGUUGUUGUUUUUUUGGUUUCAUUUGGUGUGUUUGUGUCUUGUUUGGUAUGUAGAGAGGCUGAAGCGGCUGCAAAAAUCAAGGGUUGGGAUAAAGAUAAAUGUAGCCCGCAGCUCUCUUUUACGUUCUGAUUGUAUUAAGUAUAUAUAUAUAUUAUGAAAGAAGCAUGGAUCUUCGAUUUAUAUAAAUAAAAUAA
Molecule: messenger RNA, 1255 nt
Organism: Capsella rubella
Lineage: Eukaryota; Viridiplantae; Streptophyta; Magnoliopsida; Brassicales; Brassicaceae
Product: expansin-A9
Exons: 3
Coding region: 72-848 (258 amino acids)
Biological process (GO): plant-type cell wall organization
Cellular component (GO): extracellular region
Source: RefSeq, a predicted model, not a curated record